GGCUACCGUUAACGCAGCACCUGUUCAUUUGUGGCACGGUUCAGAUAUGGACACUUCUUGCAGGAACAGGUGCUGCGUUAACGAUACCGAGCGUUAACGAUACCGAGAUGCAUAAGUCUCGAGUGGCCUGAUAUAAUAUUAUACCCGCUUUCGGAUUAUGAACGGCGAUAAGUCGAAUUACGCGCGGUUUUGACUUUCGAAAUCCACUUGGCUUACCAAUAUAAAAUAAUAUAUAAUAUAUGAUGACUGCGGAAUAACUGUGUUGAGAAGUUGAAAAAAAAUCUAGAGAAGAGGCAAAUAAAUAAGUCAACAAGUCAACAAAUCAACAAGUCAAUAAAACAUGCAUUCAGCACAAGUUCAGUCUUGGACCCAAGGACCACGGUAUGUCUCGGUUGACAAUCCACCUGCACCAUCAGAUGGCCAAGUCCAACUCCACGUCUUGGCUGCUGGGGUUCACCAAGUAGUUCGCUCCCGUGCCUCAGGAGCUCACUACUCAGCCAGAGUGCUUCCUCACACCCUCGGUAUCGACUGUGUCGGCAAAGACGAGUCCACAGGCAAGCUCUAUUAUGUCUUUACUAUGCAGGGCGGCACGUUUGCAGAACGUAUCAACAUCGACAAGUCCAGCGUCUAUCCGCUACCUGAUCAUGUCGAUCCAGCAUCAUUCGCCGCGAACCUCAAUCCCGCCAUGAGCAGUUGGAUGGCUAUCACUCAGCGUACUACCAACCUGCCCAAGGACUUUACUGCCGUCAUCAUUGGUGCGACGAGUGCUAGUGGUCGCUUGGCCGUACACUCGGCUAAGGCGCUAGGGGCUGGCAAGGUCAUCGGUAUCGCGCGGAACAGCGAGACUUUAGCCGACGUUGACGGCCUCGAUGAUUACAUCGUGCUCCAAGAUCCGGUAGCCGAAACUGACUUUUCCAAAGCCCUUGGCGUUGAUGUCAUCUUGGAUUACGUCUAUGGCGACGCCAUGGUUCAUCUACUUGCAUCGCUGAGCCGGGUCAAGCAGCCGGUACAGUACGUCCAAAUCGGGGGUCUUUCUCAGCAUACUCCCCAAAUCCCGUCCCGUCUCCUCCGGUCCUUCGACCUAACUAUCCGGGGAGCGGGAGCGGGUUCCUGGAGCAUAUCGGCGCUAACGAAGGAGCUGCACACAAUGGUACCGACGGUGGCCAGCUGGAAGCUGACCCCGGCCUGGUCUGUGCAGCUUAAGGACAUCGAAGAGACUUGGAAUGAUCCAUCGUUAAAGGCCAAGGGCAGAGUAGUCUAUGUGCCCUAGACCGUUGCUUGGGAUAGGCUUUCCUGACGGAGAAGCUUUUUGUAAGAACCCUCAAGAAAUAAAUUGUCUAUUUUCUACCGUCUGCGCCUCAUUAGAAUACAUUAUGCCUGUCUAUGCAAGGAAUGAUAAUAAGAAAGGAAUUUACACGUAGAUGAAAUAACUUAAAAGUCUUGAUUAUACUUUUCCCAGCAACGGGACCCAUUCAACCGUCAUCGAGUUGAUGUAGUUUACG
Messenger RNA from Daldinia loculata, 1502 nucleotides. RefSeq lists its product as uncharacterized. Lineage: Eukaryota; Fungi; Ascomycota; Sordariomycetes; Xylariales; Hypoxylaceae. Gene Ontology annotation, molecular function: oxidoreductase activity. The coding region runs from base 341 to 1270 and encodes 309 amino acids. The transcript has a single exon. The record is from RefSeq and is a predicted model, not a curated record.